AUUGGCACUGUGACGAAAGCUGACACUAUGACACGUGGCUUUUUAAUAUCAUCACUGACAAAAAGGUGACGUGGAUCUUGCAUCCUGUCCAGUGAGAGGGUGACAGUGACAGCGAAAACAUCUCUCAGUGUCCCAGUCUACAAGAAAGUGCCAGCCAAGGCCACCAUGAGAGCGUUGGCACUGUCCAUCCUGGCAGUGACCUUAGCCCUGGGUCACGCCCUCCCCUACAGCAAAGGGUUCCUGCCGCCCCCGUCGCCGGUUCAGCUCCCGCAGAAGGGUCACCAGGGAACACCGGGCCUCCAUGUCGGGCUGGAGGAGAGCUCGGAGGCUAGCGGAGAAGGCGACGACGAAGACGAUCUCAAGGACGACCCCGAUUGGGUGCCCACGGCGGAGGACUACAAGGAUGCUGAGGACGACGACGACGACGACGAUUCGUAUGAGUAUUACGACGACACUGUCGAUGAACCGGAUUAUAACGAAGAGGAAGAUGAACUCUGGUCUUCUGAUGACGAUCCCGAUUGGCAUCCUGAAGGUGUGAGCGAGGAAGACAGUCACAACGAUGACGAGGACGAACUUUGGUCAUCCGACGAGGACCCUGAUUGGGUACCCGAAUAUCACAGUAACGAAGACAGUUCCGAUGAAGUGGGUCAGACCAGCACAGAAAAUAAAAUUGGAGACCUCGACCAAGACCUCAUCCAGGAGCUCGCCGAGGCCAUGCUUGUGAGAGCAGAAGGACAGGCCACUCUCGAGGAGAUGAUCAACCUCAUCGUGAGCCUCGAGAUGACGCGGGAGGAGGCCCUCGAAGCCUUGGACGGCCUCUACAAGAUGAUCGCGGAGAACCAAGGGAAGGGACAGAGCAAAGGGCAGGAGCCGAACCCCAAUGACUUAGACCAGACGCGUCCUGAGAUCCCCCGUCCGUCUCCCGAGAGCGAGUCCUUCAGCAAAAGACCCCUUCGUCAGUACAAGGGCCAGUACUCCCAGCAACAGGACCAAUACCGACAAGCCGACCAGCUGGAUUUAGCGCACGGGGUGGAGCCUCUGUCGCCGGGAAGCCAAGGGAGGGUGGACGUCGGCCUUGGAGUGGAGCCGGUGGAGGAGGAGGACGACGGGUAUUCCGUCGGCGACUGGUUCAGGGACAGAUGGAACGCCGCCUCGGACAAGGUAGAAGACCUCGGAGAUCGCGCCGAAGACGCUUUCCACGAUAUCGGACACUCGAUCUCUGGCGCGGUGGAGACGGCGGUCGACAAGGUUCACGAAACGGCUCACGCGGCAGGUGAACACAUUGUAAGCACCUAUGAAAAAGCUAAGGAGAAACUGGCCAUCUUAAAGGAACGUUUGGCAACCAUUUUCACCAAACUGGGAGUGACCAUCCAGCUCGGAGUCGAAUACUGCUUCCAGAAACUCGCUCACGCCGUUGAUCAGGUUCGAAGCAGCCAGGUCUUUGACAAAUUGGAGCAGGAACUCCAGAAGGGCAACGAGCAAGUGUCUGAAUUCUUCUCUGUCUUGGGUCAGAAGAUCACAGCCUGGAAGGCAGAGCACCCAGGCACAGAUAUCGAUGCUGGUUUAGUAGUCCACCAUGGCCAACAGGAUGGCCAGGGAGAUCAGCUGGGUCAUAGUGUGGAUGGGACACAGUAUGGAGAGCAAGCUGUACCGGAGUUCUUCUGGGACCAGCAAGUGGUAGGUGAGCUGGAUAAGCUGGUGGAGCAAGGCGUGUUGACACAGGAUGACCUCCAGGUGUUCCCGCUACAACAGUCAACUCAGGGCUACGCCAGAGAGCGCAGGGAGAGGAUGGUGAGGUCUUGGGUGGAUUCCCUGAGGCACUUCGCUUAAUAGGGCCACUUAAAGUAACACACAGAUGUAUAUACACACAUAUCCACCUACACACGGCUAUAUGUACACAUGGAUAGACGCACAUACACACACACACUCGCCUACUCUUCUUUCUCUUUCUCACGUAAGCACGUGCACAUACACACAAACACGCACCACACACACACACACACACACACACACACACACACACACACACACACACACACACACACACACACACACACACACACACACACACACACACACACACACACACACACACACACCACACACACACACACACACACAACCUUUUCCCAAUUUUUAAUCUUUCUUUUUGUUUAAUGCCUUUCAAAAUUAGCCAAAAGGAUGUCAUUGUCACGUUCAGGUUUAUAUAUGCAAUAUUUAAAGAUCAUAUGUUGCAUCUGUAAUUUCUAUGUGUAUCCUGUUUUCGAGAUUAAUAAAAGAAAUAAUGUUCAAAGGUCA
This is a messenger RNA of Penaeus monodon (black tiger shrimp), 2298 nucleotides long. Its product is annotated as myelin transcription factor 1-like protein. The transcript has 12 exons. The coding region runs from base 166 to 1830 and encodes 554 amino acids. The record is from RefSeq and is a predicted model, not a curated record. Lineage: Eukaryota; Metazoa; Arthropoda; Malacostraca; Decapoda; Penaeidae.